UUGCAGACUUACCUGCAGAAUACAUCAUGUUGGUUAUCGUCUUUCUUGGUCUCCUGGCUGUCGCGCUCAGCUCUCCUGACAACUACGUUGCUCGAAUGUUUCAAUAUUUGGACGACAACAAGGAUGAGGCUAUUGGGUUCAGUGAAUUGUUUGCCAACUAUCACAAUGAUGACGUGGACGGAGAUGAACUGAUGACCCUUGAAGAAUUCGCCGCUGGACCACAUCCCGGUUCACCCCCUCUUGAAGUCGGGAAAGCUUUUAAAAUCUUCGACAAAAUGGACGGACAGGAAGACGGCUUCAUCCGUCCGUCUUCUGCUGAAGCCGUUUUCAAAAGACUGGACGGCAACAACGAUGGAAAACUCACACGUGAAGAAAUCAAACAGGAAUUUUCUGCCGCUCUUCAAGAAUUACAAGCACAGGCCUAGGCGAACUACUAAGUGACAGCCUGGUAUGACCCUGCAUGAAGAGACUAUUAAAAGUUCAACUUUCU
This is a messenger RNA of Pomacea canaliculata, 490 nucleotides long. RefSeq lists its product as uncharacterized. Gene Ontology annotation, molecular function: calcium ion binding. The transcript has 5 exons. The record is from RefSeq and is a predicted model, not a curated record. NCBI's taxonomy places the organism in Eukaryota, Metazoa, Mollusca, Gastropoda, Architaenioglossa, Ampullariidae. The coding region runs from base 27 to 425 and encodes 132 amino acids.